AUGUCCCUCGGCUUGAAGCGGCACGCCUCCGAUGUUCACCAACAAUUCAGUCUUUCAAAUUUUGUUCCUCCCAAUUUCAGAACAAUGCUUUCACGAGCCGGCCACUCUAUUUUACGCCAAGCGCGGACUCAAUUGCGAACACAAGCUGGCCCUACACCAGUAGCUUCCCUCUCGGCACUCGCAAGACUAUUAUCAUCACUUGCCGUCCUGGAACAAAGGGAGGGUAAACUUAACCAUGGAUCACUUGGAGCAGUCACCGCAGCACAAAAGCUAGGAGGAUCAAUAACGGCAUUUAUAGCGGGAAGCAACAUAAAAUCUGUAGCCGAAGAAGCAGCUAAAGUUGCAGGAAUUGAAAAGAUCAUUGCUGUAGACAAUUCUGCAUAUGACAAGGGUUUGCCAGAAAACUAUGCUCCUUUAUUGGUAGAAAAUAUUAAGAAGGGUGGCUUUACACACAUCAUUGCCGGUCACACAGCUUUUGGAAAGAAUCUAAUGCCCCGCGUUGCCGCACUACUCGAUGUUCAACAAGUAUCGGAUAUUACAGGAAUUGAAAAUGAGAACACCUUCGUCAGACCAAUAUAUGCUGGUAAUGCAAUUGCCACUGUCGAAUCUUCAGACGAAAUCAAAAUCAUUACCAUCAGAGGAACAGCUUUUGCUGCAGCAGCGGCGGAGGGUGGCUCGGCAUCAAUUGAGGAGGGAGUAGAUCCUAAGAUUGAAUCGCAGACCGAAUGGGUAUCAGAAGAUCUCGCAAAAUCAGAUAGACCAGAUCUCGCCACUGCGGGUAAAGUCGUAUCUGGCGGUCGAGGCUUGAAAUCAAAGGAGGAGUUUGACAGAAUAAUGCUGCCUUUGGCGGAUGCUUUGGGGGCAGCCAUUGGAGCGUCAAGAGCAGCUGUAGACAGUGGAUACGCCGACAACAGCUUACAGGUCGGUCAAACAGGAAAAGUUGUAGCGCCACAGUUGUACUUAUGUGCAGGUAUCUCUGGUGCUAUUCAACAUUUGGCAGGAAUGAAGGAUAGUAAGGUCAUCGCAGCAAUCAACAAGGACGCUGAUGCCCCGAUUUUCCAAGUCGCCGAUGUUGGACUGGUUGGAGAUCUGUUCGACAAGGUCCCAGAACUCACCGAGAAGUUGAAGAAAUAA
Messenger RNA from Botrytis fragariae, 1134 nucleotides. Its product is annotated as putative electron transfer flavoprotein subunit alpha protein. The transcript has 3 exons. The coding region runs from base 1 to 1134 and encodes 377 amino acids. Gene Ontology annotation, molecular function: electron transfer activity; flavin adenine dinucleotide binding. Gene Ontology annotation, cellular component: mitochondrion. The record is from RefSeq and is a predicted model, not a curated record. NCBI's taxonomy places the organism in Eukaryota, Fungi, Ascomycota, Leotiomycetes, Helotiales, Sclerotiniaceae.